Molecule: messenger RNA, 1308 nt
Organism: Metarhizium brunneum ARSEF 3297
Lineage: Eukaryota; Fungi; Ascomycota; Sordariomycetes; Hypocreales; Clavicipitaceae
Gene: soxC
Product: Dibenzothiophene desulfurization enzyme C
Biological process (GO): L-leucine catabolic process
Molecular function (GO): 3-methylbutanoyl-CoA dehydrogenase activity; flavin adenine dinucleotide binding
Source: RefSeq, a predicted model, not a curated record
AUGUCGGCCCAGCUUACAUCCAACGCCGCCGCCAGGAUCGCAACAGACCCUACCGUCUAUGAUGAGUAUCGCUCGACGUGGGCAGAGCAACCAAAAAACGACGGUGAAUGGAUCCAAAGAGCCAAGGACGUCGCAGUUGUACUGGCAGCAGACGCCGUGCAACGCGACCGUGAGAACAAGUCGCCACGCGCAGAGAUUGCUUUAUUAAAACACUCCGGCCUUCUCAAGGUCUUGGGGUCGCAGCGAUAUGGUGGCGGAGAGCAGCCUUGGUCCGUUGGAAACCAGGUUAUCCGCGAGGUAGCCCGCGGAGAUGGAUCUAUUGGAAUGCUCCUGGGCUACCAUCUACUGUGGUCGACAAUUGCUCGAGUUGUCGGGUCGCCAGCUCAGGCUGAACGGUUUGAAGAGCUCAUCAUUGCCAACAAUUACUUCGUGGGAGGCGCCGUCAACCCGCGUGACAAUGACCUCACCAUCACGAGGGAUGGCGACGAGCUUGUUUUCGAGGGCUUCAAGUUUUUCAACACGGGCGGCGUCGUGUCCGACUUGACUGUCCUUGAGGGAUCUUAUGAAGGCACUUCUGACCACAUCUUUACGGUUGUCAAGACAGACCAGCCUGCUAUUGUGUUUUCUCACGAUUGGGAUAAUAUCGGGCUGCGACUAACAGAAUCCGGAAGUGUCAGGAUUAACAAGGUCAGGGUGCCCUGGUCCGACGCUCUGGGGUGGGAUCCCGUGGCGAAGAGGCCGAACGCUUCUGAUCUCGGCGUACCGUUUGCGACUCUGCUUCUACCGACUAUUCAGCUUGUUUUCAGCAACCUCUACCUUGGAAUCGCUUGGGGAGCCCUGGAUACCGCCACGGCUUACACAAAAAAGUCUACCAGAGCCUGGCCCUUUGGCGGUGAUGUCAAGGAAAAUGCAUCAGACGAAUUUUACAUAUUGUCAACUUACGGCAACUUUCUCGCACAUUUACGGGCGGCAACCGCUCUUGCUGACCGUGCUGGACAUGAGCUUACAAGAGUGUACGGCAAAGCCAGCAACCUGAGCGACAAGAAUGUCGUCUCAGCCGAAGACCGGGGUGAAGUAGCCGAAUGGGUUGCCAGCAUCAAGGUGGUUGCAACCGACGUUGGCUUGCGAGUUACGUCGGGCGUCUUUGAGGCGACGGGUGCCAAAGCAACCGCAAGCAAAGUCGGUUUGGACCGGUUUUGGAGGGAUAUCAGAACACAUACACUUCAUGACCCGGUGGCAUAUAAGAACAGGGAGCUUGGCCGUUACCAUCUUGUAGGUGAACACCCGACUCCUACUUGGUAUACUUGA